Messenger RNA from Amphimedon queenslandica, 3692 nucleotides. Its product is annotated as sodium bicarbonate cotransporter 3-like. Gene Ontology annotation, cellular component: plasma membrane. Lineage: Eukaryota; Metazoa; Porifera; Demospongiae; Haplosclerida; Niphatidae. Gene Ontology annotation, molecular function: monoatomic anion transmembrane transporter activity; sodium:bicarbonate symporter activity; solute:inorganic anion antiporter activity. Gene Ontology annotation, biological process: bicarbonate transport; regulation of intracellular pH; transmembrane transport. The record is from RefSeq and is a predicted model, not a curated record. The transcript is spliced from 14 exons. Bases 99 to 3554 code for a protein of 1151 amino acids.
UAAAACACUUUAAAUACCGAGUCUUCCUCUUUAUAUGCCUCUUCAUGCCAGUCCUUAGAUCAUAGGCCACGGCCACCUAGUCGCUCGUUGUUUUUAUCAUGGUUUCUCGGGGUAGCUAUGAAGGUGGGAUCCUAUCUCCCGUCCCUGAAUUUACUGCUACUCAAGAAGGAGACCGCUCCGACAGUAGAUUACCUGAAUUCGAUGAACAAGACUACAGCAGCCACAGAAAUGUAUAUGUUGCUGUUCAUGUCCCAUAUUCUGUACCACAUCAUAAAAAGCACAGGCGAAAGCACAGGAAAAAGUUUCGUUUUCAGCAAGAAGGAGGAUCUGGUCGCAGUACACCACUGGUGGAAGAAGUGGAUCAUUUUGAGCGAAAAACUCCUGUUGAUCCUUGCGACCGUGUCAAAUUUAUAUUGGGAGAAGAUGGCGAAGAAGAGGAACAGUCAUAUCACAUAUUCACUGAGCUGGAGGAGUUGUGUGUCAGUGAACAUGGGCAGAAUAUGGAGUGGAAGGAGACAGCUCGCUGGGUCAAGUUUGAGGAAGAUGUUGAAGAAGGAGGAGAGAAGUGGAGCAAGCCUCACGUAGCUACCCUCUCUCUCCAUAGUCUUUUUGAUCUGCGGAGCUGCAUGUUGAAAGGGACCGUACUGUUAGAUGUAGUCGGUACAAAUUUAGAGCAUAUUUCUGAUAUUGUUGUCGAUCAUUUGGUUAAGACUAAUCAACUCGAAGAGGAGAACAGAGAUAAAGUGAGAGUUGCACUCCUUCAUCGACACAGACAUCACAGCACCAAGAAAGAGUCAGACAAGAAGAGCCGGUUCCCAAACAUUCGUUCUCUUGGAGACAUGGUAUCCAAUCAGACAAAAAAAGAUGAGAAUAAAAAUAGCCCUGCUAGUUCACAUAAUGGCCUACUGGGCUGGCUUGGAAGACAGAAUAGUAAUAGCAAUAGUGAUACUAAUAACAAACAGUUAUCUGAUACUGCACCUGACUCUGGGAAAGGAUCAAGUUUUCUUAAUGACAGCCAGAAAGGAAAUCAUGAUGAUUCACACUACAAUUUUGAUCAUCAUUUUAUGAAGAAGCUUUUGCCUGGCUCUGAGGCAUCGAAUGUGCUUGUGGGAGAAGUAGAUUUUCUCAAACACUCCAUCAUUGCUUUUGUUCGUUUGUCUGAGGCUCAGAUGUUAGGAAAUUUAACAGAAGUUCCUAUUCCAACAAGAUUCCUAUUCAUAUUGCUUGGUCCAAAGGGAAACCACGAGCGAUAUCAUCAAGUGGGAAGAGCUAUUGCUACUCUAAUGGCUGAUGAAGUGUUUCAUGCUGUGGCUUACAAAGCUAGGAACAGAGGCGAUCUACUUGCUGGUGUUGAUGAAUUUCUGGAUAAAGUCACAGUCCUGCCUCCUGGUGAAUGGGAUCCUGAUAUUAGGCUGGAACCACCUUCACAGGUUCCAUCGCAGACUAAAAGGAUGGCUGGGAAACAAGAGUCCAGAGAUCAAAACCCAACCCCCACACCUCCGGUUACUUUUUCCAAGAUUCCAUUCAAAGGACUUUAUGAUGAUGCAAAGAGACGCUAUCGUAAUUAUCUGACCGACUUCAGAGAUGCAGCCUGGGAUACUCAUCGUAACAAAUGCAGUAUACUGGCAUUGCUUACAACCAUUGCUUCUAUCAUCUUCAUAUAUUUCGCUAAUAUUGCACCGGCCAUUACUUUUGGUCAGGUACUAAGUGAGAAAACUGGCCAGUAUAUGGGUGCUGUUGAGAUGAUAAUUUCUGUUGCCAUUGGGAAUUUUGUUUAUUCACUAACGGCUGGUCAACCGUUAGUAAUCCUUGGUGGCACUGGCCCAACACUGAUCUUUGAAGACAUUCUCUUUCAGUUUUGCAGCAGUCGUAAUAUACCAUAUCUUGAGUUCCGUUUCUGGAUUGGCCUGUGGACUGCUCUGUUUCUUAUGAUCUUAGUAGCACUGAAUGCUAGCGUCAUUAUGCGAAUCUUCACCCGUUUUACUGAAGAAAUAUUCUCAGCUCUCAUUUCGUUCAUAUUUAUAUAUGAGGCUUUUGAGAAGAUCUGGAAGAUUCACUUAACAAAUCCUUACAAUGGCUACUUCUGGUAUCCUUUCUGGGGAAGGACCUGUGACUGUUAUGAGUAUGCCAAUUCGACUGAAGUUGGAAUGGAUCCUCCUACAAAUGCCACUUACAUAGGCUCAUACUGGAGUAUUAACGAAACUUUACAGAACACCUGCAAUGAAGACUACCUUCGAGCCUGGGUGGGAGCUGAUUGUGAUUUGAGGAAUGAUGUUUUGUUUUUCUCUAUCAUAUUAUUUAUUGGGACUUUUGCUGUAGCCUUUUAUUUCAAACGUUUUAAGGAAACGCCAUUUUUUCCCACUUGGGUUCGUAAGAUCAUUAGUGAUUUUGGUGUCCUGUUGUCCGUCAUUAUUUGGGUACUUGUCAAUUAUUUUGCACACGUAGAGAAUGUACCAACACUAGAAGUCCCUGACAUACUAAGUGGUAGCAGUUUAUACGAUGAAACGACAGUGAGGAAAUCUUUCCUUGUCCAUCCUUUUGGUAAUGGUCUGCCUGGUUGGGCACCAAUCGCUGCUGUUCUCCCUGCUCUCCUGGCGACCAUUCUAUUGUUCAUGGAUCAACAGAUCACAGCACUGAUUGUUAACAGGAAGGAUAACAAACUAUUGAAAGGAUCUGGUUAUCAUCUCGAUAUGUUUAUUGUUGCCUGUCUUAUUGGAUGCUUCUCUUGUUUUGGUCUUCCUUGGGUUGUUGGUGCUACUGUCCGUUCCAUUGCUCAUGUACAGAGUUUAUUCCUUUAUUCUCCAAGUGCUGCUCCAGGAGAGAGACCAAAGUUCCUUGGUGUUAAAGAGCAACGCGUGACAUUAUUGUCAAUGUCAGUGUUACUAGGUCUUUCUAUUCUCAUGUAUCAAGUUCUUAAAUUGAUUCCUCUUGCUGUUCUCUAUGGCUUGUUUCUAUAUAUUGGAGUUACUUCCUUAUUUGGUGUGCAAUUUGUUCAACGUAUUCUUGUAAUAUUUAUGCCUGAUAAGUAUAAACCAGAUGAAGAAUAUGUCCGUCAUAUACCAAACCGUCGUCUUCAUUCUUAUACUUUAGUUCAAAUACUCAUGUUGCUUGUAUUGUGUAUGUUUAAGGUCAUUACACAGAUCAGCAUUAUCUUCCCGAUUAUGGUCCUUCUGUUGGUUAUCGGUCGUUGGCUAGUAGGUUGGUGUUUUCCGAAAAGAGAUCUCUUGAUAUUGGACGAUCCUAUUCCAGACAAACUUUAUUGCCAGCGUAAAAGCACCUGCUGUGAAGAAGGAAAAGAAGACCCGGAGAAAGGAAUCGAUGAGACUGAUGGACGGGUAGCGUCUGCUGAUACCGGUAUCAAUAUCACACGCGAAGUUGACAGGUGUGAUUUGUGGCACAUGGUUCAUAAGCUUGACAAAGAACCUAUAAGAGUUGCUAAUAGUCUUGCUUUGCAGCAUAAUGGUGGAGUCCCUCAUAACGUCGAGGUUGAAAUGGAGGUACAAGAUGAGUCUGCUACUCCAACGCUAUCCAGCUUCAAAAGUACUGAAAUAUAACAAGAAUCUGUCUUGUGCAAAUUAAAAUUUAUAAUCAAAUGUUGCUGUAGUAUUUAUUAAAAAUAUUAUUUAACCAAAAAUUAAUAUAAAAAGGGGGCACACACUGUUUUGUCUUUAUAUAAUCUAUAUCACAAGGAA